AUGAGGUAUUCAUACGUUUUCUCUGCCGUUGCGGCCUUCGCCGUGGUCGGAGCUCAAGACAUCGACUUCGCUGGAGUUGAUGCUACGCCUGACCCAGUCAUCAACAUUAUUCCCGGCUUGAAGGAACAAGCAGUUCCUUUCGAAGUAACUGAGGCUAUUGCGGAUGUCGUCUCCGAGGUCGUCGCUGAUCCUCUCGAUGUCAAGCCUGUGUCUGAGCCUUCGGCCGUACCGGAGGUCAAGAAGCAUUUGAGGCGUGGAGCCUGCGACCCUGAGCCCAGCAACCCCAACACUUACGGCUUCGACCUGUCGUCUGCUAGCAAGUUCCGCGCCGACUCCAAAAUUGCCUCUGUAGCGAAGGGUGCUUCCACCCCUUCUGGAUACUUCAACACCUUCACCAACCUGCAAGGUGCCAGCAGUGCCUACGGGUACCUUGGCUACAAGGUAGUCGAGACCUACGACCCCUCUCACUGCGCAUCUGAGUGUAACUCCAAGGAUGGGUGUCUCGGUUUCAACAUCUAUGUUGAGCGCGACCCUUCGGCAAACCCAGGACCUGAAUGCCGAGACCCCGAAGCUGUGGCCAACAUCAAGUGCUCGUUCUGGGGCGGGCCAGUCUACACCGACACUGCCAACAACAACGGACAGUGGCGAGAACAGUUUGAAGUCGCCAUCGCUGGAAGCAACGGCUACUCGUCUCUUACAACACAGUCUGCCGAAGGCUACAAGCAAGUCGAGCUGAAGAACAGUGCGAUUAACUCGCCUCUCGACUGCAACAAGCAAGGCUCCUACAUGGGCUACAAGCUCUUUGUCCAGCCCGCCUUCGACGCUAAGCUCUGCGCAACUGCCUGCAAGGAGCAGAACAAGUGGGCAACUGAACACCCACCCGCCGAUGGCAAGCCGCAGUUGUGCCGCUACUUCAACACCUACAUUCUGCUCAAGAACGGUGUCUCGCAGGGUCAAUAUUGCUCCAUGUACACUCAGGAGUGGGAUGCUUCUUUCGCGACGAACGAUGGCCAAUACCGCGGCGAUGAUCACUACACUAUCCAGUACAGCUUUGGGUUCACUGAUGAGAGUGAUGAUGGUGUACCUGUAUGCCCCAGCGACAUUUCAUACCUCAAGUCAAGCGGCGAUGAGUUCUGCAGCAGCUACAUUGGCUACUCCCAGCCGACUACAACUGCAACCGCCAUCGCUACCAUCACACCAGCUCCACAGACUGCCACAAUCACAAGGACGGUAACAAGCACCUCCACCUCUGGAGUUGCGAUCGUCACUGCAGCGAAGUUCAACGGAAGACACGCUAGACGUGCGGAUAACGGCACCGAGGUGACCAACGACGUCGUUGUUGACCCUUACGAGAUCGCCAUUGUGGACGUUAAGACUCUGUCGCAUGAGGAUGACGCAAGCAUGCCGAAACUCAACGACACCAUGGCAGCAGAGCUCAACAGGGGAGUUGAGAGGCGUGGCCUCGCAACACCAGCGUCUAUCGCAGCCUGGCCUACCAGCAAAAUCUCCGCGGCUUGCUCUCAGGUCGCUACCGGUAUUUCUACAACGACCCAAACCAUCACCACAACUGCCGCGACCCCCUUGGCGACCGAGACCAAGAAUUUCCAAACGGUGGUCGUCGUCCAAAGCACUUGCACCAUCCCCGCACCCCGACCAACAGCCCCUUCUUACACUAGAAUCGCUGGUGGCAACCCAUCGGAAGGUGUGCCCAUGGUGCCCGGACCCGCCGACCGUGCCUAUUACGGCGACCAGUUUACCUUGAACUUGCCUUUCGCGGUCAAGAUCUUCCAGACCUCCUCGACGCAGAUUACCAUCAGUGUCAGGGGCCGAAUCACAGUAGGAGAAUACACGUUCAAUGCCUUCGCCGAUGAACUUUACAUCUACGGAGGUUGGAACCAAGGUCUCUUCUACCGUGUCGACGGUGACAUGGGCUCUCGCAAGAUCCACUUCUCGUGGUUCACAGGCACCAACAUGUGGGGACAUGAGCGCUUCCACAUCACCGCCACUUUCGACGAGGCUAAGCCUGGUAUUAUGUCCAGCAAGAUCUAUGACACUUGGGGCCAGGUUACCCCCAGGCGUACCAUCUCUGUUGAGGGUGCCGGCAAGAAUGUUGUAUUCGCUGAGUACGGAUCGACCAAUGUUCAUGAAGGCCAGGAGAUUACUUUCGAUACUACUGGCGCCGGUAGCGUCUCGGCCAAGGACUUUGAUCGCGUCGAAUGCUGCAAGAAGACUGGGUGGGAGUGGCAUGUGUGCUCUGAGGUCUAA
This is a messenger RNA of Alternaria conjuncta, 2265 nucleotides long. RefSeq lists its product as uncharacterized. The transcript has 2 exons. Lineage: Eukaryota; Fungi; Ascomycota; Dothideomycetes; Pleosporales; Pleosporaceae. The record is from RefSeq and is a predicted model, not a curated record. The coding region runs from base 1 to 2265 and encodes 754 amino acids.